UUGCACGAGAGCAACUCCUGAGACUCAGGAUGCAUCGCAUGAUGGCAUUCAAACGGGUCUGUCCAAUUGGAAGUGUCUCGAUCGAUGCAUGAAACUGGCCACCCAAGUGAGCAUCAAGGUGCUUUGCUUCGUGCACAGUCCCAGAUUGCCUGUUCAACAUUGUCGUGUACAGGUAGAAAUGAGAGACACAUUCGCAAAAAAGCAGAGACACCACACCAUUGGACAUUUGUCUUGGCCAUGGCAGACCUUAUCGGGAGCACAGAGGAUCACCGUCACCCAGGCGAAUGGGAAGCAGUGAUCAUCGGCUUAGGCGUCGGGCUGGCAGAGUCGGACCCUUUCUCCAAGACUCCGGUGGAAGAUGCCAAACGCUUGGCUGACACGGUGCGGACGUGUCGGUUUUGCCACGAUCCCAUCGUGGUGCUGGACGACGAGCGUUUACGACGUAGCAAAGGUGAUAUUCAGAAGGCACUCGCAGAUGCGGUGCAGAAGUUGGAAGAGGGAGGCAAAAGCAAGCUGCUUGUGUAUUACGGAGGGCAUGGGUUUCGAGACACGGCUUUGGACCUGCAGUUCACAGUUAUACUGCCCAAAGGUCAACAGCAACCUGAAGAGCUGGUCAUUCUCGAAAAGAUGGUUGUUGGCACAGUUGCUGCUUGUCAAUCCAAGCCUAUACACAUUUUAGUGAUCAGUGCGGCGUGUGGCAGCUAUGUGAUCGACGAUGACGAUGCAAUCAGCAGGCAAUACAUUACUGAGGCUGGCUGGCCUCCGUCGUUAGAUCCGCACAAGCACUUGUUUGUCUUCUGCCAGGCCUGUCCUUUAGACGAGGUCAUGGAAGACACUUGCCUUUUUGCGGAGAGCCUUUGCUUCCUCUUGGAGUUUCAGUUUGAAUUUGUGAGUGAUUUGCUGAGCAGGUUGGCCCAUGAGGCCAGCUCUGUGACUCUUGGAGACCUAGAGCCAUACUUUCUGUGCCUUCCUCAGCCUAGAGGCAGAUCCAGCUGUCACAUGAUCUAUCUUUUUCAAAGUGGAGAGCCGGUGAGAGGGUUGCAUGUGCUCGAACAGGAUCUCUCAGUCAUGGACUCUGCGGGUUUGUUCAAGCUGCCCGUGCAACGACUGGCCCAUGAUGCAAUACGUGACAGGGGUCAAGCAUAUGUUGAGGUAAGGGCACGGGUCUUUGACAUUGUGAAGGCAUUUAAGUUCGACCAAUGGGCCACUUUUGAAGGCUGGCUACAGCUCUUGACGCUGUCAUCUUUGGAAGCAGUGCUGCUAUGUUUCAAUAGCACGCCACUCAAGUGUGACGAGUCUGCGGUAGCAGAGUUUCAACAGAUGCGCCAUCUCCCCCAAACAUUUCUGAGGCAGGUCUUUGAAGCGUGCAAGCAAAUCGGAGGGUUUGAUACAUUCGCCGUCCGCAGAAUGCUUGACGGGUGCGGAAGAUACUACAAAGACGGCACACCACAAGUGCCCGAGGAAGAGCUGAAGCAACUUUGUGAAGAUGCACAGCGAAGAGCAGGCAAACAUGAUCUCCCUUCGACACAGAGCACGCAAACGCUGCGAGAGGAAGAGCUUGAACAGCCUUCCGAUGAUUUGCAGCAAGAAGAGGAAGAAGGCCGAGUGGUGGAGGGGCAGCUGGACAUGUCCGAUGAAAGCCGUACUACUAGUACUGGCAGUAGGUAUCGAUAUCGCGAGGAACACUGGUUUUCCUGCAACACUCCUUCCUUACCCGAGUCCGAGGCUCAGAGACUGGCCAGCUGGAUUUAUGAGGGCUGCAUCGCACUCAAAAUGGAUUGCCGCGUGCUGGUUGCCAAAAGCAGUGCUAUUGUCGUACUGCUGGUUCGAGACCUGCUGUCCCGGCAGAAGCGAGCCCACAUCGCAAAGCUGUUUGAUCAGUUCGUACAGGAUAGGAAGCAGAAGUCAUUUUCUUGGAUUUUUGCCCAGAAGCCACAGGAGCAGUCACCUCUCCUUGUUCCUCCAGGAUUGCGGCAGGUUGUUCACCUUGUCCGCUUCAUUAGUGCUGAUGAGCUACCACCAACUUUGCUGUUGAAUGUCCGCGGGGUCAGACCACUUGUGCUGGAUUGGCUCAAGAAGAAUGGUGAAGAUCUCAAGGAGUGGCAGUUGCGAAUGGUUUCUUGGGGCAGGGACCUUUGUGAUGAUCACUGGGUACAGCAAACCAAAGGCCUACAGAUCUUACUUUGUCAAGAUUGGACGCAGUGGGACGAUUCUUCCAUGGUGAAGGCUGUGAAGCGACUAGCAUCGCGACUGCCAAAGAGAUCCAGAGACUGCGAAUUUAUAGAGUGGCGCAUGUGUGCAGCACUGGCGUAUUUGUGCCAAGCCAUGACUGUUGUAGGUGAUGUGCCGGCAGCGACCAUUGGACAGGUGUUGGAGAAUUCAACAACUGUUUCCCCUUCAGCGUUGGAGAGAUCAUUGUUCGAUGCGUUUUUGCUAAAGUGCCGCUCCCCGGUUUCCAAGAAAGCCAGAGAUGCCUUUGAAACUCAGGAGUUGAGCCUGGAGGACGAGAAGGUAAGCAUUGUGCAGAUGUCCAAGAUCCGCGAGCUGGAGCAACCUCAGCACCAGGCGAUCAAACAGAAAGGAAUCAGUGAUGCCCCAGGCCCAAUUAUUAGUCCCUCAUCCCGUGACCUGGAAGAUCGUCGCUGUGGACCUCAUUUGGAAGAACGUGCUGGAGGUGCUGGAUGGGAGCAGAUCACAAGGUACAUGCCUGCAAAGAAAGUACAGGAACCUCGCAUGGCUGAUUUCAGACGAUUUGCUCAGCUGCAAGAAAUGCUCAGAGUCAGUUGCACCUGCGUGAGGGAAUUCACCCGGCGCCGAUUUGAUGCCUUGGCCAAAGAGGCCCCAGACUUGGCUGACGACUGCAAGGAACUUAAGGAACUCCAGGCUUCCAACAGUUUGUUGGACCUGGGCCGCCAUGUCCAUGGCAUUGAAUCAUUGGUCCAAAGAAUUGAGACCAAAGAGAAGCUGAGAAUUAUUUUCAUUGGGCCUUUGAAGGCAGGGAAAAGCUCCCUCAUCAACCUGCUCCUUUCCUCCUCCUUGCCCAACUUUGAGAUGCUGCUUCCGGUGGAUAACAAGGCUGCUACCAACUGCAUUUGGAAGGUCGAGUCGAGCCCGGAACGACGUGGGUGUGUAUUUUGGAAUGACGUACUGCAGAAAGAGUGGCUUUUGGACGACCUACACCCAGAAGUGCUACGGACUGACAUGGCUCACUUCUUGGAGGAGAAGUUUGCAAGGGAGGCCAAUCCUUCGGGACAUGGAGAGAUUUGCAUCCAAGUUCCCUUGGACGUAUUCAACCCAUUUGGUUGCCAUUACAGCCUGGUCGACACUCCUGGGUUUACUGAAAGCGAGGAAUAUCGAAGACUUGUGCAGAGGUUUCUGCAAGACCAUUCGCACAUUGCGUGCAUGGUGUGCCCUUUGACUGAAGGUACAGCGGUGCCAGAACGCACACAAAAGAUGCUGGAACUCAACUCCUACAGCAAGACCUUCUGGGUUCUCACACGCUAUGAUUUGGCAAUGACCUUGAAGCCCGGAAAGAAAUUCAAGGGCAUGACCAAACGGCAAGCAGCCGAUGGUUUGGUGAGCCAGUUCCGGCGCGAGAUUGGGAGCUCCUUGGCGCGCGUCUUUGUGCAUGCUGGUGGGCUACUCCAAGAUCCAGAUGACGAGGCCAAUGAAGUUCUCCAAAAGCAUUUGCCCUUGGAUGAGGCCCAGAGCUGGCUUAGAGACAUCCAAAACUACGUGAAGGAAAUCUUCAUGCUUCAACAGCAAGAGCAAAUGGUGCUCGGCAGCCAGUCGCGGACCGCCAUGCACCGAAUGGCAGAGCUCACGGACGAGUACCGGAAGCGGUUGAACUCCUCCCAAGGAAGUGUUGCUGCCAGUGAUUACUACGCUCAGGAGAUGCAGGCAGCUGUGGAAGAUGCGGCGGCUGAUUUGGAGCGUGAAGUUCGGCAGGAAAUUGAGACCGUUCGCACAGAUAUCCUGCAAGAGCUUUGCAAGAGAACAGGUGACGAGGUGAAUGAGGAGGGCGGCCCAGGCAAGUGGAUUCGGCACAAAUACAUUGAGAAGCUCCUCUCAAAGCUAGUCCCAAAGAUUGAAACGGAGAUGCAGACAAGGUUGGACAGCGCAAUGAUGCGUGCCCAAGAGAAGACUUUCAAGGUGGCCAUGCGUUUGCUGAAGGAAGCUGGGCUCGAUGCUUCACGGGCUGGGGGCACCACAAGUCACAGUGAAGUGAUGACUCCUGGAACUGAUCAUUUGCGAGGAAGGUAUCCAGUGGAGUCCGUGGCAAUGCUGACAGUCACGGCUUUGUCAAUGGGUCCACUCGCCGCAACGCAAGCCGGUGUCGCGGCCCUGGGUUCAUUGGGUUUGACAGCAAGUCCACUACUCCUCGGAGGCGUUGUUGGAGCCGCCGUCGCGGGAAUCGCAUUGCUGGGGUUCGGUGCCAAAUAUGCACUGGAAGCCCAUCCCUUUUGGACUCGUGACACUGCCAACAAAGAGGUCGUUGCUGAGAUUCAGCGCACAAAUCAUUGGGGGAUCCUAUCCCAGGUAGCCUCUGCUCGUGGGAAGUCUCAGCUUCUCUCCAACGCCGCUCGAUUUCGCUACAAGUUCAGUGAGCUCCUUUUGAGCAAUGGAGCUUCCACAGAGGUCUUAAGGAGCUUGUUUCCUGAUUUGAGCCUCUUGGAGAAGGUGAAAGCCAAGCUGUACUUCUGUUGUCGUGACAUUGAGGAGUUUUUGGAGGCUGAAGCCUUGGGUGAGCGGGCCUACAGAGACCUCUCCUCGUGCAGUCUCAAGAUCGUUCAGCGUGACUGGCUGAGCAUCGUGGAUCAAACGUCUGCAUAUGUGGAGGAGAACGUGCGAACUGAUGCGGUACAGGGAGGCAUUCUGGCAAGCCUUUUUGCACUUCGCACGGAGGCGUUAGUAAGGAGCCGAAUGCUGCGAGAAGCACGACACACAGUCACGAUUUUUCGAAGGCUUUUCCCCGAUCUUAUUCUGGCCUUGGUCUACGACGUCUCUGUGGAUAUUUUGUUGCGCUUCCUUGAGGGCAAAGAUGCGCAAGUGCUGGUUUCUCGUGCAAGCUUUUGCAACGCAUGUUUAAAGCAACAAGAUCCGAAGACUCCGGAAGUGCCCCUAGUGGUGCAAAUCUGGUACUUGUGUGUUGUCGCGUCAUUUGUUCCAAUAGCUGGUGAAAGCAAAGGAAAACUCGAUGUGAGCACGAUGGACAUGCUUCUGGACACUGUAGGGCUUUUUGUGGACGUGCACGUGCAGGACCAGCCAGACUGGAACUCUCACCUUGCCAUUUUCAACACCAAAGAGCAGACAGAAGAAGUGGAGAAACAGCAGGAGAUGUGGCACCUUUAUUUAACUUCAUGUGAGAGGUUUGUCGAGCACCUUCUUGAAUCUGUGUGUGAGUUGCUGGAAGCGCUUCCAGCACAUGACAUGGACUUGAACAUCGUUGGGCAGCCGAUUCUGGACAAGCUGCUUGCGCAGAUUCGAUCUCGUUGCAGCCCAGAGGUAUCUGGCCCCUUCCUGGACAAACUCGCCUGCCUCAAGAGUGACAUAGGGGAUUGGGCGCCAUUGGUUGGAACGAUGCAUCCAUUUGAACCAUCAAAGCAAGGGAGUGAUAUCGAGUGACUUCCAGAUGCUUUGAAUUUGCUGCGAGAUUCCAAUUGUGCUCCUGACCGUAGCAGCAAUGUGUGUGAAGAGCAUGCAUCCAGAAGUACAACCUCAAAUCCUAUGACGGAGCUCUCUGCCCAAGCCCAGAAGAGAGGAGGCAAGUGAGCGCGCAGAACAAAGAACAGAAGAAGAGAGCCAAAUUUGUGGACAGCGGCAGAGGGACAAUAAUUUCCCACCCGAUUGUACAAUGGGCCAAAGCGUUCCCAUGCAAGAUCACUCGAUUUGCAGCUUGCCUUUUAAAAUUCCCGACAGAUUGCUUUGCAUCAGAUAGCGUGAGUCAACACCAUGGCAAUACAGUGGCCUGCGC
Molecule: messenger RNA, 5974 nt
Organism: Durusdinium trenchii
Lineage: Eukaryota; Dinophyceae; Suessiales; Symbiodiniaceae
Source: the annotation of a GenBank genome assembly